This is a messenger RNA of Anopheles marshallii, 462 nucleotides long. Its product is annotated as ESX-1 secretion-associated protein EspB-like. The coding region runs from base 1 to 462 and encodes 153 amino acids. The record is from RefSeq and is a predicted model, not a curated record. The transcript has a single exon. Lineage: Eukaryota; Metazoa; Arthropoda; Insecta; Diptera; Culicidae.
AUGAACCAGCGAAAAAUAAUCUGCACAACUGUGCUGCUCGUGUGGUUCCAUUCGCAACAUACUGUUGGUGCGGCGCCGGAAGAAACAGUGGAAUUACCGGUCAACGAUAGUGAGCUGGAUGCACGUGCAGGACCGUUUGAUGUUCGACCUACGCUUCCGACGACAACUGCCAGCGCUAAACCUUCCUCGACGGAAUCUCAGCCGCUUGGUGGAGCAACCGGUCUGCUGGGUGGAGGCGGUCUACCGGAACUAGUACCCGGCGGGCAACCAGCGGGCGCUCCGGCAACGCCUCAGUCCGCGUUGAUACUGGGAGCUUUUCAAGCCAUCAUUACACCCUUCAAUCCGGGCAUGCUUGGUUCCGUUAUAGGGGCACUAGGGGGUGGCGGUGGAAACAUCGGUGGUGGAGGUGGUGGACCACCCAGUCUACCUUCCUUUCCCAUUGGGUCAAAACCUCAGACGUAG